Molecule: messenger RNA, 953 nt
Organism: Alosa alosa (allis shad)
Lineage: Eukaryota; Metazoa; Chordata; Actinopteri; Clupeiformes; Clupeidae
Product: chymotrypsin-like elastase family member 2A
Exons: 8
Coding region: 88-885 (265 amino acids)
Biological process (GO): proteolysis
Molecular function (GO): serine-type endopeptidase activity
Source: RefSeq, a predicted model, not a curated record
AAUCUUGAUCCACUCCCCUCCGUCCCUCACCCCUCACUGGUGGGGUAUUUAAAGCCACCUGAGGAUGACCGCUCCCACACAGCCAUCAUGAAGGUCCUGGUCUUUGCUCUGCUCGUCGUCGGCGCCUACGGUUGUGGGAACCCCACCUUCCAACCUGUGGUCUCCAGAGUGGUGGGAGGAGAUGAUGUCAGACCCAACAGCUGGCCCUGGCAGGUUUCUCUGCAGUACCUCAGCGGUAGCAACUACUACCACACCUGUGGAGGCACUCUGAUCUCUGACUCCUGGGUUCUGACCGCCGCUCACUGCAUCGGAAGCCGCACCUACCGUGUGUUCCUGGGCAAGCACAACCUGAAGGAGGACGAGGCCGGUUCCAUCGCCAUAGCCCCCGCUAAGAUCGUGGUCCACGAGCAGUGGGACUCCUCCAGAAUCCGUAACGACAUUGCUCUGAUCAAGCUGCAGACCCCUGUGACCGUUUCUCACACCAUCAUGCCCGCCUGUCUGCCCGAUGCUGGACAGGUUCUCGACCACGACUUCCCCUGCUACGUCACCGGCUGGGGACGCCUGUGGACCGGUGGUCCCAUCGCUGAUAUCCUGCAGCAGGCUCUGCUCCCCGUGGUGGGCCACUCCACCUGCUCCAGGUACGACUGGUGGGGCAGUCUGGUGACUACCAGCAUGACCUGCGCUGGAGGAGACGGACAGCUGGCCAGCUGCAACGGUGACUCUGGCGGCCCCCUGAACUGCCAGUCUGCUGAUGGCUCAUGGGAGGUGCACGGCGUGGUCAGCUUCGGCUCCAGCAUGGGCUGCAACUACCCCAAGAAGCCCUCUGUCUUCACCCGCGUCAGCGCCUACAGUGCCUGGAUCAGCAACGUGAUUGCCAAGAACUAAACAGGCAUCCAGAUUGGAUCAUUUCAUUGUUUAUAGAUCUAAAUGUAGAAAUAAAGAAAUGGACUGAG